AUGAAUGGUAAGUAUAGACUUAAAAACAAAAAGCUCUAGAUUUUAAAAGGUUUGAACAGAGUUGGGAAAAGGUCUAGUCAUCAUUUUUGAAAUUCGAUGAAGCAAGAUGGAAAUCUGAGACUCUUUUGAAUGAAAAAUAAACAAUCAGUAUUUUAUAAUUUUUGAAGGAUGAUGAGUUAAUUGCUUUAAAAAACAAUGAAGCUAUAAGAAGCUUGAGCAUAAAUUUACAAAAAUUAUGGAGUUUUAAAAAGUCUGAAGAUAUGAUGAAGUCAGUGAAUCUAAAUAAAUUAGUGGAAACUCCAUAUAUGAUGGAAAUUAUAAUGUAAGUGUUGCCCAAUAUGAUUCUUAAAGCAAAUGAGAUUAUUAACAUUAAAUAAACCUUCUUGAAGAAUUUUUCAAAGAUGUUGAAAGAAUUCUACAUAAGUAAAUACAGAAUUCAAAUGUAUAAAUCACAACAGAAAAGGCAUCUGUAUGAGUCAAUAAAUGAAGUUAAUAAAGAAUCUCAAGCAGAAAUUUACGCUGAUUAUGUUGAAUACUUGGAAGUUACUCAUAACGAUUUACAAUACUUAGAAAUUAUUGAUUAUCAUUAAAUUGCUUUUGAAACUUGGAAAAUUUGGAAGAAAAUUCGAUUCUUUAAUAAUUGUAAAAUUCUUAAGAAUCAGAGGGAGUGCAUAAAUAACUUUAAACAAUAUUUAAUCUUUUGCUACAAAAUUAGAUAUUAUAGAAAAUAAAAAUUUAAUAGGAAGAAAUACUCUAAUUUGGUAAUGAUGCAUUAAAAGAUUACAAUCUUACAAUUUAUGACUUUUAUUGUGAGUUUAUCAAUUAUUACUACUUCAAAUAAAUCGAAAAAUCGAGAAACUUAGGAAAAUCUAUAUAUGCUGAUCGUUUUAUGCAUGAUCUAUUAGAAUACUCAAUUAGAUUAGCAAAAACAAUGAGUAAGAAUGAAAUGACUUAAGUUUAAUAUAAGUAGCAAGGAUUUUUAUAUUAAAAUGAAGAACAGAAGACCAAUCGCUAAAUGAAUUUUUUAAUUAUGAUGAUUAAAACGGAACUUAUAAAAAAGAUAUUAGAAGUUGCUCACUUGUCUAAUAAAAAGGUGCUAAUUUUUAAUUUAUCCAUAAAUCAAUAUAAGAGUUCUUGAUUGCAGCUGAUUUAUAUGAAGUGUUAGUUGGAUCAAAAGAUUAUGAUAUAUAAAUAUUGAAUACUAUAUUAGAAAUAUUGUCAAAAGAGAAUAAUCAAGAUUAGGAUUGCUUAAAGUUUAUGGAAAAUAUAGAUGUAAAAUAUUCUUAGACUUUGAGUUAAAUUGAAAAUAUAUCACUUUUUGAAAAAUAAAAAUAAUUUGAUACUUUCAAAAAGACAAUUAAAUCAAUUACUCAUUUGAUCGAAACCAUUCAAGAACAUGAUAUUAAUUCUGUUAAUUAUUCCACUGAAACCUACACUGAAACAAGGUAAUACCUCAUUUAAAAAAUAUAACAAGAGGUUAAAAUAAUUGAAUUUUUGAAAUUCUUAAUACAUCUUACAAAAAUUGAUACAAAUUUUAUUAUAAGUGGAUCUAAUUCGCUUAACAUAUUGGUUGAAAUGAAAGUUGAUCUAACAAACUAAAAUUUUGAAAAUAUAAGAAUAGAAAAUACUAAUGUAUUUGGAGGUAAUUUUGCUAAAUGCAAUUUAUCUAAGUCUUAAUUUAAGAAUGUGAAUAUCAAUGGAAUAAAUUUAAAUGGAGCUUAAUUAUUUGGAUGUAAUUGGUAAGAAUUAUAAAUAAACGAUUUAUAUUAAUUGGAUGGUGAUGAUGAUUGUAUCAACUCAGUUUGUUUCUCUCCUGAUGGAAAUACAUUAGCUUCUGGUAGUUAUCAAGAAAUUCGUCUAUGGGAUGUCAAAACAGGAUAAUAAAAAGCCAAAUUAGAUGGUCAUAGUAA
Messenger RNA from Paramecium pentaurelia, 1910 nucleotides. The record is from the annotation of a GenBank genome assembly. NCBI's taxonomy places the organism in Eukaryota, Ciliophora, Oligohymenophorea, Peniculida, Parameciidae.